Messenger RNA from Adineta ricciae, 1344 nucleotides. The record is from the annotation of a GenBank genome assembly. Lineage: Eukaryota; Metazoa; Rotifera; Eurotatoria; Adinetida; Adinetidae.
AUGGCUGCUUCUAAUAGGAAUCUUUGGAUUAUUAUUUAUAAAAAGGAGAAAAGUUCCUUGUUAAAUUACGAACAGUCUUUGAUUGCGUGGGCAGCGACUGGUCAACGCUCUUUCAAGAGAAAAGUCCCGAUGGAACGUAGUAAAGCGAGAUCUGAUUUGCAAUUGAUUGGUGCACAGAUCAUUUUUCGACAUGGAGCACGAACUCCGCUAUUUCUAAUGCCCACUCUCGAAGAGGUGAUCUAUAGUAAUGAACAUGUGGAAAAUUAUGCUCCAGCAAAAUGGGAUAUUAAACUGAUCACGAAACGAGACGGUGUGAUCGUAGCGAAAGAGAAUAUUUCAUCAGCGAAUGAUAAGGAGGGAAAACGUGAUCGACAAUUGAAAUCGGUGUCUGGUUUAUCAGUAAGAACAGGUCAAUUGACAGCAGUUGGAGAAAAACAAUUAUAUCAACUUGGAAAACUUAUUCGAUCGGAAUUGAUUGACCCUAAAGAGAAUGCCGGACUUAUACCAUCAACUUACGAUCCUCAAUAUGUUUAUUGUCGAUCAACUUACAUGGAUCGAACCAUUAGUAGUGCUCGUGCAUUUCUGGCUGGUCUAUUCACUUCUGAUGAAAAAGAUCACAAAAUUCAAGCCACUGGUCCAUUCGAAAUUGAAGUUAACCAUUUUCCUGAUGAAGAUCUGUUUCCUAACACCAAUGUUUAUCCUAUUCUCAAAAACUGUCCAAAUGUAAUAACACUCUACGAGUCGUUCAACGAUGAUCAUGAUAUGAAAAAAGCUCGUCAGACAUUACUAAAUCGCAUUGGUGCUGCUGAUCAAGCACAUGGUAUUGUCGAAUUAUAUGAUGAUAUUGUUUCAAGACGAGCUCAUAACUUUUCGGUACCGGAGGAUAUUCUUAACUUAGUAAAGGAUUUCGAAGUGAUGUCUGCUCGUGAAUUUGUGUAUAGAGCAACAGAUAUUGGCUUUGACGUGUUUCUCCGUUCUGCAUGCGGUCCACUUCUUAGUUUAAUUCGAGAAAAUUUCAAUUCAAUUUUGAAAAACCACCGCGAAGAGAAAACAUCCAAUACAAAAAAACCUUUUCAAAGAUUCUUUAUUUAUUCUGCCCAUGACAGUACAAUUAUUCCAUUAGCCAUGGCAUUCGAGAUCUUUCAAAUGCGCUGGCCGGAAUAUGCGACUUAUAUCUUUCUGGAAUAUUUCAUUUCCAGAACAAAUCCAGACGAAACUUAUGUAACUGUGAAUUUUGCAGGCGAACUCCAAGUGUUACCAAAUUGUGAUGAUUAUUAUUGUCCUUAUUCAACAUUCCUCACGAAUCUAGAAAAACGUUUCCAACAAACGAAAAUAUCAAUUUAA